CAGAUACUGCAGAGCCAAGUAUCGGUAUCAGGGCCAAAAAAAAUGGUAUCGGUGCAACACUAGCACUGAUUUCUAUCCCUUUUAAUGUAUUAAAGACCAUUUUUCAUAAUGGCCACAUGAGGUCGCCACAGUUAUAUUUCUCUGUCUGGCAGACAAGUUCACUUCUUCGGCACUGCUGUUGACCCUCUCAAUAGAAUGCCACUAUUUUGUCAUUUUAUCAUAACACAAGUAUACAUUUAAUUCUUAAUGCCCCAAUAAAACAAUUUGAAGUUUCACAGUUCUUACAGAGAUAAUCUAGAUUGUAAAAACGCCAUGAUUAGGUGUUUUCCUAUGCUUGGAAGUGGGCAAAAAAGAUGAUCAGAAAUUGAAUAAAUGUGUCUCUGAAGGGUUAAAUCUCAUCAGUCGACUUGUUCCCUCCUAACAAAAGGUGGUCGCAGUGGCGGCGAGCACGUGAGUGUCUUGUAUUGUAGAUGCAGUGCGGGUGUGUGAGGAUUGUGAAGACGCGCAGUGGAUCGUGCUGAGUUCAGAGAGCGCACGGCGCGCGCACUGUGGGAUACUUCACUUGACAGCCUCCUCCAAUUCAAGCAUUUGUCGGGAUUAAGUAACGGGGAAGGAUCGUUUCCAUUCUGUGUCGAUUUGAUGUACAGUUUGGGCCAUUGUGUUAAUCGAGUGACUCGAUCCAUGUAGCACGCUUUUGUAGAGAAGCCAGGAUUUUGGACACUUUGAACAAAGUGGAUUGAAGCAGGAUGACGCGAGAUGCUUUGGCCAAUUAAGUGAGCGAUUACAUUUAAAGAAAAAGUUGACAACAGAGAUGUUUGAGCGGCACAUGUGGGUCUGCCCCAAUUCUUCACAUCUUCAGGAGGAUUUAAUCGUUGCUCUUCUUAAUUAAUACAUACCCACACCCUUCAACAAUCACUAAAGAUGGGAGCCCUGCAAAUAUUCCUCUUUCUUCUACUCCUGCACCAGGCCACAUGCGGCAAAGCACAAGUGGGAGCCGCGGAGCUCAUGGAGAGAGGGGACGGUGCACGCGAACAGACGUCUCCCACGGGCGCCAGUCCUCGGAUCCUCAACCCUCUGCGUUUGUUUGCCAGGGCCUCCCCGGGGUUCAAAAGCAACAUGAAGGAAAUGUCCUAUAUACAGAAUAUGGAGGACUUCUGGGACUGGUUAUCUAACCAGACAGAUGUUCAGGAUCCUCAGGCCAGAACUAAACGCAGGCCCAUCGUCAAGACCGGCAAGUUCAAAAAAAUGUUCGGGUGGGGUGACUUCCACUCCAACAUCAAGACGGUCAAACUCAAUCUUCUGAUCACGGGCAAGAUCGUGGACCACGGCAACGGCACCUUCAGCGUUUACUUCCGCCACAACUCCACUGGCCUGGGCAACGUGUCAGUUAGCUUGGUACCGCCGUCCAAGGUGGUGGAGUUCGAGAUAGCCCAGCAGUCCACGCUAGAAACUAAAGACACAAAGUCCUUCAACUGCCGCAUCGAGUACGAGAAGACGGACCGCAACAAGAAGACGGCGCUGUGCAGCUUUGACCCGUCCAAGGUUUGCUAUCAGGAGCAGACGCAGAGUCACGUGUCCUGGCUCUGCUCCAAGCCCUUCAAGGUCAUCUGUAUCUAUAUCGCUUUCUACAGCGUGGACUAUAAACUGGUGCAGAAGGUCUGCCCUGACUACAACUACCACAGCGACACGCCAUAUUCCUCCACAGGAUGAUGUGGCUCACCUGUGUGUUUGUGUUUGUGUUUCUGCGCGUGCGCCUGAUUGUGAAUAUUUUUUUUUAACGUUUAAAUCAAGCCAGGGGGCGUCUAAUAGUGUUGCAUCGAUACCGAUGCACCUAUCGGUACCGAUACGGCACUAAACUGACAUAGUUUGGAGUACUAAGAAAUAACGUGCUGAUGCUUCGCAAUAUGUACUCUUCGAAAUCUAAUUUCUGAAGCUGUUCACCCUACCCAAGAUGGCCGCGAGCUAGGCACGACGUCACUGUAAAAAUAGAAGCGCUUAUCGCCCUUCCCAAGAUGAUGUUGGACGUCCAGUUGUGUGGUGUCCAAUCAUCUUUCUGCUGUUAAUUUUAAUGAGUUUAUCACAUCCAAUCCAUUUCGAGUGGCUUGGCGUCUAGUCAAGGGUAGUGUCUGACGAAGCCAUGAAAGAAUUCCUUGAAAUCCAAGUGUGUAUCUUACCAGAUAGCCGGGUAUCGGAAUCAGUAUCAGGAGCAAAAAUUGCUAUCAGUCUAAACCAGAAAAAAAUGAUAGGUCGCAAGAACCGCUUUUUUAUUUUUAAACUUUCAUUUAUGAAACAUCUGUAAACCAAACUAUCAAUUGCCGUAUUUUCCAGACUAGAAGUUGCAUUUAUUUUCAUAGUUUGCUUCAGCGUGUGACUUAUACUCAGGUGCAACUCAUAUAUAUUUGUUGUUUUUCCCAUUAAAAAAAAUAUGUGCAUUUAUCCAAACAACUUCACAAAAAUGCUACGGAUCAUCAUUUUUGAGGACUGUGAUCUGAAAAGUCAAUCAUUUCAACACAUUAACUGUUUACAUCCUCUUUAUCCCGACUACGUUGUCCUCCACUGACACUGAGAGCAGUGCUACUCACAACUAGCGAGAGCGACUUGCUCUUGUAGUUGGCACUUUUGUCGGUUUUGAUUUUUUUUAAAAUGUUUUGUUUCUCUAAUGGACGACGAUAACUCUGCUUAAUUUUCAUUGACGUACCUACAAGUUUCUUUUGCUGCUCUUUGCCUAAAUCAAGUCUGCAAAUUCCGUGAUGAGGGAGAUUAGAUUGUUUAAAAAAUGACAACAGAUUAUUUUGAUGCAAGUAUGACAAGAUUGAAUUAAUAUUUGUGGUUCAGCACCCUCGGUUUGACGUACCGUAAUUUUUGGACUAUAAGCGGCUACUUUUUGUCCUUCAAUUUGAAUCCUGCCGCUUAUAGUCCAGUGAUUUGUUGAUUUAGUUGGGUUAAUAGGUAACACUUUAUUUGAAAGCGGUAUCAUAAGACCGUCAUAAUUAUGAUAUGACACUGUCAUGGGCAAUAAUGAAUGCACAUGAUAGGUGUCAUCCGGCAAAUUAUGUCACUAACUCCAUUUAUGUCCAGCUCGCAUCUUUUACAUCCAUUCAAAAGUGAGAUAAUUUGCCGGAUAACACUAAAUGACAUCUGUUAUAAGCAUUCAUUAAUGCUCGUGAUAGUGUCAUGUCGUAUUAUGAUUGUCUAAUGACAGUCUUUUGGCGCCACUGUCAAAUAAAGUGUUACCAAAUACCAUAACUUGCAAUUAAUGAAACAACUGGAACAGUAACUGAAGAAAUAAUUAGUACAGAACAUGAAUUUUGAUUGUUAUUUGCAUCUGUAGCGUGCAUUGCAUGCUAGGAGGCAUGUUGGACAACAACAGUAUUGACAGCAGGUGGCAGCAGAGGUUGACUGUCCCUCCCAAGGGAGCAGUGAUGGCCAAAUGAAGCUUCUUGAAGCGAUGAAGUUUUGCUGCCAAUUGGUUCAACACUUCAUGAUGGCUCAUUUGGUCUUAUGAUGCCUCUGUCAAAUAAAUUGUUACCGGAUGAUAUCUUUUGGUGUAAAUAUCCCAUAAUACAGUGAGGACAGCUGCGGCUUAUAUUCCAGUGCGGCUUAUCUAUGAACAAAUGCCGUUUUUGUGUCAAAUUUGGUGCGUGGCCGCUUAUAGUCAGGUGCGCCUUAUAGUGCGAAAAUUACGGUAUUUGAAUUUUUAUAUUAUUUAUUUUUUAAUUUCUUGAUUUUGAUCUGUUUUGAUAAUUGACCUGUGAAAGCUGCUUAGAUGAGCGUCAUCAUUCAUCAUUUUAACCCUUUCAGGGACAGUGGUAUCUACAGUGGACAACUGUUCAGAAUCUUUAACCCCUUAUAAUGCAAGUAUUUUUGGUCAUUAAC
Corythoichthys intestinalis (scribbled pipefish) is the source of this 3876-nucleotide messenger RNA. RefSeq names its product neurexophilin 2a (gene nxph2a). NCBI's taxonomy places the organism in Eukaryota, Metazoa, Chordata, Actinopteri, Syngnathiformes, Syngnathidae. The transcript is spliced from 3 exons. The record is from RefSeq and is a predicted model, not a curated record. Gene Ontology annotation, molecular function: signaling receptor binding. The coding region runs from base 922 to 1710 and encodes 262 amino acids.